AUGUCUUCCUGGAAAUGGCUGAUCAUCUCCUGCAUCUUACUCGCCGCCUCCCCAAUCCAAGCUUCAAAGCCCUUGAACCUCGCGAAACGCAUCAAUAGCGACUCCUCCGGCCCCAACUCGCUCUCGACAGGAUUAUGCGAGAUCGUCACUGCUCUUUGCGCCGCCUGUCCUCCAAGCACGACCACUACCGUGAUCACUACGGCAACGGUCACAGUAACUCACGGUGCGUCCGGAGCCACCGCCAACAUGGCCACAGUCGGCAGCGCUACUCCAACCAGUUCGCGGUCGAGCUCGGCCAUCCCAACUCCAAGCUCCAGUCCUCGGCAUGGUAGCUCAACGCCAUCGGUACACGGAAGUAGUAGCUCUGUUCACACUCGACCUUCGAGCGGUGAACCCACGUUGACUACGACAAACCCGCGGACGUCUACCAGCCAUGAAAGUGCAAAGGAGACUACCACUCGACCCCAUUUUCCACUCCCCGACCCUCGACGAAUGCGAAGACGGCUCGUUCCGUUCUUUUAG
Messenger RNA from Penicillium diatomitis, 522 nucleotides. RefSeq lists its product as uncharacterized. Lineage: Eukaryota; Fungi; Ascomycota; Eurotiomycetes; Eurotiales; Aspergillaceae. The transcript is spliced from 2 exons. The coding region runs from base 1 to 522 and encodes 173 amino acids. The record is from RefSeq and is a predicted model, not a curated record.